AUGAAGUUAGGUCAAUUAGUGUCGCUCACAUUUAUACCUACGCUAUAUGUGUUGUUUGUGCUGUUGCUGGAAUUUGUGGAAGAUGCUGUGGCACAAAAUCCUGACCCACUUUUCCAGCUACCCGUGCAGUUAGUCGGCUUCCCGGUUAUCGUGUUAUCAGUGCGCUUAUCACAAUUCGCUAAGAAGCUGGCUUACUCGUUGAAUCCAAACACCUAUCGCGCGCGCAGCAAACGUGAGACUGCAGCAUAUGCCGCUUAUGAUGCUGAGUUGGCGCAAAAAGAAAUUUUACGAGAGUUUGGACCGAGCGCUUGUAUAUUGGAGGAACCUUGUCGUGUGCAUGCUUCACGGCCAGGCCGCUUUGGUGCACAACAGCAUCCAGCGUGGAAUGAAAUUUUGAGAAACUACAGAGUUCAAUCAACCGGCAUGAAACAAUGGUACCUACUCUCCGUCUACAUUGGCGAUGCAGUGCGCGAUGUGCCACUCUGUCGGCACCUGGCCAAACGGAUGCCAUGUCCAGGCGUUGGACCAUUGCCGCCACCGCAACCACGCUAA
Messenger RNA from Rhagoletis pomonella (apple maggot), 552 nucleotides. RefSeq lists its product as uncharacterized. The transcript has 3 exons. Bases 1 to 552 code for a protein of 183 amino acids. Lineage: Eukaryota; Metazoa; Arthropoda; Insecta; Diptera; Tephritidae. The record is from RefSeq and is a predicted model, not a curated record.